AUGGAGAAAGUCAUAACAGAGCCUCCGCGGAAUCCAUUCACUGACAGCGCCACAGCGAGUAGAGCAACAUCGAUCCAAAUAAACUCGUGUGCGUCUCAGCGAUCUGAAGGUCCGUCAUCGAGCGGACUGCGUCCAUUGGCGAGACGACGACUCCAAUCUUAUCGCCUGAAAGGGGAGUACGAGCAACCCUGGAAGGACGACCCGAGGCUUUAUCGCACCCGAUGUGGGAACUAUAUCAUCUGGGGAUGCAUCGCGGUGGGCAUUGUGCUUAGCGGGUAUAUCAACUACUCUGUGACGCGAAAAGUGCCCAAGCAGUCAUAUUGUCUCAUUUUAGACGACCACUUCCAAACCCUCGAUACCAAUGUGUGGAAUCACGAGGUCCAGGUGAAUGGCUUUGGGAACGGUGUUUUUGACUGGACAACGUCUGACAAUCAGAAUUCCUAUGUUGAUGCAGAGGGACUGCAUAUUGUUCCGACAUUGACCACCGAGACCACCAAGAUCACUUCCGAUCAGAUCCUGGACGGGUUCUCUCUGAACUUGACGAAAGCCCAUGGCGAUGGCUCCUGUACGGGAACCAGCAACGACGAGUGCAGUGUUCGAUCUAACCAUACGCUUGGUACGAUUCUGCCUCCAGUCCGGUCAGCCCGGUUGAAUACCAGAGGCACCAAGAGUAUCCGGUAUGGCCGAGUCGAGGUGACAGCGAAGUUUCCCACUGGCGACUGGCUUUGGCCUGCUAUUUGGAUGAUGCCCGUGAAUGACACUUACGGAUCCUGGCCCGCCAGUGGUGAAAUUGAUAUCGCCGAAAGUCGCGGCAAUGACGUAAACUAUCCCUUAGAUGGCCGCGAUGUAAUAAGCAGUUCUAUGCACUGGGGUCCCACCGCACAGACAGACUCCUUCUGGCGAGCGACUCGGGGUAAAGCUCUGCGCCGCACGGAUUUCAGCCAGGGAUUUCACAUAUUUGGGCUGCAGUGGUCCCAGGACUACCUCUUCACAUACGUGGACAGUCCCCUGCAGCAGGUCCUGUAUUGGACGUUCGAGAAGGACCGCACCAUGUGGGAGAAGGGAGUGUUUGCCGGAAUGACGAUAAACUCAUCCCUCGUACGUGAUCCCUGGUCAUCUCACGGCCGACCCAAUACGCCCUUCGACCAGCCCUUCUAUCUGGUGCUGAAUGUGGCGGUGGGCGGUCGGAAUGGUUGGUUCCGCGAUGGCGUGGGAAACAAGCCCUGGACUGAUUCCGGUAAUUCUGCGUUGGACUUUUACGAAGCUCUUCCUACUUGGUAUCCAACUUGGCCUAAUUCGAGUAGUCGUGGGAUGACGGUUCAGUCGGUGAGAAUGUGGCAGGAGGGAGCCUGUCCCUAG
Aspergillus tanneri is the source of this 1359-nucleotide messenger RNA. RefSeq lists its product as uncharacterized. The transcript is spliced from 5 exons. Lineage: Eukaryota; Fungi; Ascomycota; Eurotiomycetes; Eurotiales; Aspergillaceae. Gene Ontology annotation, molecular function: hydrolase activity, hydrolyzing O-glycosyl compounds. Gene Ontology annotation, biological process: carbohydrate metabolic process. The record is from RefSeq and is a predicted model, not a curated record. The coding region runs from base 1 to 1359 and encodes 452 amino acids.